AGUAAAAGUGACAUCUGUCAUAGUUUAAAAAAAUUAUAUUUAUUACUACUACGAGGAGUAUAUUUGAAAUAAUUAUAGUGUUUAUAAAACAAGUUAAACGAUUAACAAUUUUACCGGAUUCGCUACAAUACAUUAAAGGCCUAGAUAUCAAAAGAUACAGGUGCAACAAAAACGACCAACCAGAAUAUUCCAGAAACAUCUAAUCAGUUCGGUUUUUUAACACUUAACAGUUGGCAGCAAGUUUUACGAGAAGGUUCGUUCGUUGCUACACGAAAGCGAUCUCGCCUCCUCUCCUACUUCAAGUCAUUCUGAAAUAGCGAUAAUCAAAAAGUGUGCCGGUGCGGUUUCGAAUCGACGAGAAACGCGAAAUAAAUUAAAAUCGCCAUCGAUUCGGUUUCGUACGGUGUUUGUAAGCGAGCGCGAGUAAAAUGGCCGCAAUGUCUGUGAUAGGAAUCGACUUGGGCAACGAAUCGUGCUAUGUCGCGGUCGCGAAGGCCGGGGGCAUCGAGACCAUCGCCAACGAUUACAGCUUAAGGGCCACGCCCUCGUUCGUCGCGUUUUCCGGCAAAAACAGAAUUUUAGGAGUCGCCGCUAAAAAUCAGCAAGUCACCAACAUGAAGAACACCGUCUACGGUCUCAAAAGGCUGUUGGGAAGGAAGUAUCGAGACCCACAUGUUCAGAAAGAAAUACAGUAUUUACCCUACUCUGUAGUGGAAGAAAAGAACGGUUCUAUUGGAAUUAAAGUUAACUAUUUAAACGAAGAACACAAAUUUUCCCCCGAACAAUGCCUAGCUAUGUUAUUGACCAAACUGAAGGACAUAGCGAUGACAGCACUUCAAACACCGAUCAACGAUUGCGUUAUAUCAGUACCUUCGUAUUUCACCAAUAACGAAAGGAAGGCUCUCCUCGACUCCGCUGCCAUAGCAGGUCUCAACACGUUGAGGCUCUUCAACGAAACCACUGCGACAGCCCUAACGUACGGGAUCUACAAACAAGAUCUUCCUGGUCCCGACGAUAAGCCUCGGAAUGUAAUCUUCGUGGAUUGCGGACAGGCAUCGAUACAAGUGUCUGCGUGCGCUUUCAACAAAGGCAAGCUGAAGAUGCUGACGACGUCGUCUGAUCCGAAUCUGGGCGGUAGGGAUUUCGAUCUGAUGAUUGCCGAGCAAUUUUGCAAGGAGUUCCAGACGAAGUACAACAUCGAUGCCAGGAACAACGCGAGGGCUUUCAUGCGAUUGUUGACCGAGGUGGAGAAAUUGAAGAAGCAAAUGUCGGCCAAUUCCACCACGUUGCCGUUGAACAUCGAAUGCUUCAUGAACGACAAAGACGUCUCGAGUAGUAUGAAACGAUCUGAUAUGGAACAGUUGUGCGCUCACUUGCUGGACCGAGUCGAGUGUUGUCUGAAACAAUGUUUGAAUAAUUCAGGUUUAAGUCUGGACGAUAUUCACUCGGUCGAAAUCGUCGGCGGAGCCAGCAGGGUGCCCGCUAUAAAAAGUCUCAUCGAGAAAGUGUUUCGUAAGACGGCCAGCACGACUUUGAAUCAAGACGAGGCCGUUGCUCGCGGUUGCGCACUGCAAUGCGCUAUGCUUUCGCCCGCUGUGAGAGUUAGAGAAUUUAAUGUCACCGAUGUACAGGUUUAUCCCAUAUCGGUAGCUUGGGAUUCGAGUCCCGGAGGCGAUCCGGCCGGCGAAGUGGAGGCUUUUCCUUUGAACCAUCCGGUGCCGUUUUCGAAAAUGUUGACGUUCUACCGACCGGAGCCGUUUUCGAUCAAAGCCAAAUACACGGAUGCCGUACCCUAUCCGGAUCGCGAUAUCGGUACUUGGAUCGUGAAAGACGUUCGUCCGAACGCCGAGGGCAAACCGCAAAAGGUGAAGGUUAAGCUUCGAGUGAACCUGCACGGCAUCAUGACGAUUUCGUCGGCGAGCAUGUACGAAGCGAAGGAAUCGCCCGAAUCCGAGGUACCGGAGGAUCAACAGCAAUCGCCGAAGGAGGCGAACGCCAACGCCAACGCCGAUCAGAAAGCCGAUCAGCAAACGCCCAACGAAGGCGGUGAGAUUCCCAUGGAGACGAACGCCGCCAACGCAGGUGCUGCUCCUGAGGUAGGCUCCGGCACCAGCUGGACGAAGAAAAUAUCUGCCUGGUUCAGCGGGGAGGGAAACGACAAGAAAAAGAAGCAAACUGUAAAGAGCAUCGAGUUACCAAUCGAAUCGUUGACGAACGGUUUUUCGCAAGUCGAAUUGAAUCAUUUCACGGAGCAAGAAUUUAAAAUGAUCGCCUCCGAUCGACAGGAAAAGGAGCGCGCCGACGCCAGAAACGCCUUCGAGGAAUAUGUAUACGAACUGCGUAAUAAGGUUAGCUCCGACGAUGAACUUGCUGCUUUUAUAUUGGAGAACGACCGAGCAGCUUUGGUAGCCCAAUUGGACGAUAUGGAGAAUUGGCUGUACGAAGAAGGUGAAGAUUGCAACAAGCAAGUUUACAUAGACAAAUUAACGCAAUUGAAAUCUAUCGGUGAACCGGUCCAAACUAGAAAAAUCGAAUUCGAACUUAGGCCUGUUAUUAUAGAAGACUUUGCGAAGUCACUGCAGCUUUGUACGAAAGCUUUAGAAUUGAUUAAAUCGAAGGAUCCCAAAUACGCGCAUUUAACUGAAUCUGAUUUGAAGAAAGUAGAAGAAGCAUUUCAACAUUCUUACCAGUGGUUGGAAGAGAGCAGAAUGAAACUGAAUGCUGCUGCUAAACAUCUUCCGCCGCCCGUAACUGUGGCGCAAAUCAGGCAAGAGAAGACGACGUUUGAAAAUACCGUUAAUGUGAUUCUAAAUAAGCCGCCGCCGAAGGCCCCGUCACCGCCUAAAGAGGAGAAAGCGGGGGCGGAUCAACAGGCGAAUUCACAAGAACAAAAUCAAUCGGAAACGAAGAAGGACGAGAAAAUGGAAUGGUCUGCGAAUUAGAAUUAAUUUUUUUUUGUUUUGUAAUUAAACACCUAAGAUUGAUUGUAACAAAUUCUUAAAUUAUGCUUAAUAUACCAGGUAUUUAAACAUUUAAUUGUUUUUAAUUGUUAAAAAAACUAUGAUAGUUGUAUGGUAACGAUGCGCUACAUACACAACAUUAUUAAUAGCUGUAUUGAUUACUUUAAUUAACGCUAAUUUUGUGUGAGUUUGGAACAUUCCUAAAAAAAGUUGGAAGACAUUAUUUACAGAAUUAAAAAGCUUUUUGUUUUAAUUUCAACUUUAUGCACAUUGCAUACUUUUCACUAUUAGCUGUACUUAAAUGUUACGACUUGAAGUUAAGUUGUAUUAAUGCAUUUCUAAUUUUCGUUAUUUGUCAUGUUAACUAAAUUAAAUAAACGUUUUUCAA
Phyllotreta striolata is the source of this 3348-nucleotide messenger RNA. The record is from the annotation of a GenBank genome assembly. Lineage: Eukaryota; Metazoa; Arthropoda; Insecta; Coleoptera; Chrysomelidae.